CUAGCCCAACACUACAUCACCGUCGAUAGAUUGCCGUGAUGGGUAAGAUGGCGUCUCAACUGGCCUUGGCCGCCGUCUACUGCGCCGUCGUGCUCCUCUCGUCCCUCGGCCCGGCCGCGGCGACGGGCAAGACCGGGCGGAUCACGGUGUACUGGGGCCAGACGGCCAGCGAGGGCAGCCUCCACAAGGCCUGCCAGAGCAACCUCUACUCCACCGUCAUCCUCUCCUUCCUGACCCACUUCGGCGGCGGCCGCUACAAGCUCGACCUCACCGGCCACUCCUGGAGCGCCGUGGGUCCCGACGUCAAGUACUGCCAGUCCAAGAACAUCCUCGUCCUCCUCGCCAUCGGUGGCGGCUUCGGCAGGUACUCCCUCGCCUCCAAGGCCGACGCCAAGGCCGUCGCCGACCACAUCUGGGUCGUCUACCUCGGCGGCCGCUCCUCCACCAAGCCACGCCCGUUCGGCGACGCCGUGCUCGAUGGCGUCGACUUCGACAUCGAGCACGGGGGAUCCAAGCACUACGAUGACCUCGCGAGGUACCUCAAGGGUUACAACGGGAAGGGGAGGAAGAAGGUGUGGAUCACGGCGGCGCCGCAGUGCCCGUUCCCGGACAGGAUGCUGGGGCAGGCGCUCCAGACGGGGCUCUUCGACCGCAUCCACGUCCAGUUCUACAACAACCCCGUCUGCAGCUACCGGGCCGGAAACGUGGGGGCGUUCACACGCGCGUGGCAGAAGUGGACCCGGAGCUUCCCCCGGAGCUCGGUGUACCUGGGGUUGCCGGCGGCGAGAGGCGCCGCGGGGAGCGGGUACGUGCCGCCGGCGACGCUGGUGUCCAAGGUGCUGCCGAUCGUGCGGCGGUCGAGGAACUACGGAGGGAUCAUGCUGUGGAGCAGGUACUGGGACCUGCAGACCGGAUACAGCAGGGCCGUCAAGCAUGCCGUCUGAUGCAUGUGGAGGACAAGCUCGCCGUGGUCGUGUCGCCGGCGGCGGUGGAUGUUGUAGGUAAUAUGUGAUGAUCGUGUCAAGUACUGGAGUCCCCUGCGUGCAAUAACAAAAUAGGCAGACGCACCCAUGUGUACACGUAGUACACAGGGAGGUCUACACUCACCCAUGUGUACAUGUGUGAUUACUAAUGUUGUGUAUGACGGUAUGUAACUAUGUUAUACCGUGCAAUAAAUAAAUGGGGAUUAUGUGUGUUCCUA
Messenger RNA from Setaria italica (foxtail millet), 1201 nucleotides. Its product is annotated as hevamine-A-like. Gene Ontology annotation, cellular component: extracellular region. Gene Ontology annotation, molecular function: chitinase activity. NCBI's taxonomy places the organism in Eukaryota, Viridiplantae, Streptophyta, Magnoliopsida, Poales, Poaceae. The record is from RefSeq and is a predicted model, not a curated record. Gene Ontology annotation, biological process: carbohydrate metabolic process. The transcript has a single exon. Bases 39 to 944 code for a protein of 301 amino acids.